Messenger RNA from Metarhizium acridum CQMa 102, 1320 nucleotides. Lineage: Eukaryota; Fungi; Ascomycota; Sordariomycetes; Hypocreales; Clavicipitaceae. The record is from RefSeq and is a predicted model, not a curated record.
AUGAUUGCUCGCGAUAUCGUCAAGCUACUUGCAGUCUAUAAAAUUUUGAAGGAGGUUGGACUGGCCUAUGCCACAUGUUCACCAGAGGAACAAGUCGCCCUCAUUGAGCAGGCUAAUGGACUCAUCACGGACAUUUGCAACGACCACGUUUUUGCAGCAGAGGCCUACAUCCAAGAUCCCAGUUUAAGAGAAUCUCUUGCCCGCAAAAUUGAGGCUCAGUGCCAGGAGCUCAUUGAAUAUAUUCUGGCGGCCAAACGCUUCAAUCUCGAAAUCAACUCAAGAGCCAAAGACCGCGUCAUUAGCUUUGGCGAGAAACUGGCUUGUUUAUACAUGACGGUUCUCCUGCAGGAUGUUGGAGUUGAUGCAGAAUAUGUUGAUUUAUGCGACAUUCUACACUAUGAUGCUUCGGCACCUGUGGAUUCCAGCUUUUACAAGGCUGUCUCUGCUGCUUUCGCGAGGAAACUUGACGCAUGCGGCACUCGGGUACCCGUCGUGACGGGCUUUUUCGGCAACGUUCCCGGCAGUCUUAUUGAUGGCGAUAUCGGACGCGGGUACACGGAUUUGUGUGCAGGGUUGUGUGCAGUUGGCCUCAAGGCGGAGGAACUUCAGAUUUGGAAAGAAGUUGAUGGCAUCUUUACGGCAGAUCCAUCCAAGGUUCCAACAGCACGGCUUUUGUCAUCGAUUACGCCGUCCGAGGCUGCCGAAUUGACGUUCUACGGGUCAGAGGUUAUUCACCACCUUACUAUGGAUCAGGUCAUCCGCGCUCAGCCCCCUAUACCUAUCCGCAUCAAGAAUGUCAAGAAUCCACGUGGCAACGGUACCAUUGUAGUUCCUAAUCCCGUUCUUUCGGCAAGUCACCAGCUGCUUCGCAGUUCUCCGUCAGAGGCACAGUCUGUUAAGACUCCUAAGCGACCUACAGCUGUUACCAUCAAGGAUCACAUCAGCGUCAUAAACGUUCACUCCAACAAGCGCUCCAUCUCACACGGUUUUUUUGCUCGGGUCUUCUCCAUUCUCGACAAGUAUGCCAUCUCAGUCGAUCUUAUCUCCACGUCCGAGGUUCAUGUCUCGCUGGCGAUUCACUCUGGUAGCACACGCGUUGACAACUUUGCCAAUGCGAAGCAGAGCCUGGCUGAAUGCGGCGAAGUCAGUGUCUUGUCUAACAUGGCGAUUCUCAGUCUUGUUGGCGCGGAUAUGAAGAAUAUGAUUGGUGUUGCUGGCAAAAUGUUCUCUACGCUCGGUGAGCAUAACGUCAACUUGGAAAUGAUAUCUCAAGGUAAGCAACUGUCUGGUGUACUCCGACAUUUACGGUCCGUGCUGUGA